Molecule: messenger RNA, 1800 nt
Organism: Toxoplasma gondii ME49
Lineage: Eukaryota; Apicomplexa; Conoidasida; Eucoccidiorida; Sarcocystidae
Product: protein kinase, putative
Exons: 2
Coding region: 1-1800 (599 amino acids)
Biological process (GO): protein phosphorylation; mitotic DNA damage checkpoint signaling
Cellular component (GO): nucleus; cytoplasm
Molecular function (GO): protein serine/threonine kinase activity; ATP binding
Source: RefSeq, a predicted model, not a curated record
AUGGAGGGACCUGAAACACUGACGCAGGCAGUCGGUGCGCCUCGAUCCUUUUGCUCGCGCGAAAAUCUGCACCCCGUAACUCCCGAGCUGCGCGCCCCUACGCAUCGCCCUGAAGCCUGCUCCCAGCGAGCGCAGCUUCGCCUUCCGGGGUGCAUCUCGCGGUCGAUACAUCGCACGAGCGACAAAGAAGGCGUCUCACCGUUCAAGUGUUUCUCAGAUAUGUGCCCCGGCUUUGGCGUCUCGCCUCUGUCUCAAGUCCCUGCACACGAAGGCUGGAGCCCCUCGACCUUCAGCGGCGCCAGCACGCGGCGCAGCGUCUUCAGCUGCGAAGACGAGGGUGAGGUGACUCUGCCGGCGACGCGGCCCGUCUCGCCUGUGUGCCUGGGAUUCGAGCAUAGUUGCUCUUCCGAAAGUUUCGCCUCACAUCACGAGACUGAGGGCGGUGAGCGACGCGGAAUUCUCUCCUGGCUUAACUCGGUGUCUGCCGGCUGUGGGGACCACACCGUCAGCUCAGAAAGCCAAGUUCCUGCUUCUGGAAAGUGCCCAGAAGACGCAGAAGGCCUCCAAGACAGUGCCUGUUGGUCCUGGAAGCCGAGUGCAUGCUAUGAAUUUGUCGCCGACAUCAACGCACACUUUGCACUCCUCGAAAAGCUCGGCGAAGGCAGCCAGGGCGUCGUGUAUCGGUCGAAGCGGUUGAGUCCAGUCGAUGCAGAAAGCGGCUUUCCAGAGAGUGGCGAGAACGCCGAAGUCUGCCUCAAGUUCUUUCUGGAAGAGACCUUGCCUCUGCCGACUGUCGAGCGGCUCUGUCGGCUGCGGGUUCCACACCUUGUUCGACAUCACGGCGUCGUCCACGACUGUCGCGGCCAGUGGCUGGUCAUGGAUCUAGCUCGAGGUCCAGAACUCCUCACUUUGAUUAGUGAAACUCAUCGGAGCUGUGCCACAGACAAAUCGGGAAGACGUGCCGGUUGCUCUGUCUCCUGCAAGGACAAGACUUGCGUCUGCAAGAACCACGCGGUCGCGAGGCCUCUCGAUGAAGCGGCAUGCUUUCGCUACCUGCGCCAGAUGCUGACGGCCCUGGCGGGGCUGCAUGCAGAGGGCCUCAUCCACGGCGACGUGAAGGCGGAAAACUUCAUUCUCGCGGAGCCGCUUGCUCCUGAAAAUGAAGGCCACGGAUCUUCAGUGCUCCCGCCCCUCAUCUUGAGCGAUUUGGGAAGUGCUGUCCCUGUUGAAACUGGCAAACUAACCAGUGGGGAGCGUCUAAGGGUUCCUGGCGGAGAUGGCACGCCCAUGUACAUGGCUCCAGAGCUGUUCACGAAAUCGGGGUACGACGGAAAAGUUGACGUUUGGGCGGCAGGGAUCGUCUUUGCGCUUCUACUGACUGGAAGCACGCCCUUUGGCAACAGAGACGUCCUGUCGUUUCUUUGGCGCCACUACUCAAGUCAGCAGGUGAAAUGCGAAACGCCUAAAACCGGAACUGUGCUUGUUGCUCGGUCUCGUGGCCGGGAGAAACAAACUCCCGAGACUUCAGAGGGCGUGCCUGCUGCGGCUUCGGCGAAGUGGGACCUCCUGUCGAUCUUGGCCAGCGACCUGACCGACGCGGCAGAUCUCGCGCCGUUGCUCGAUACGUUGGUCGAUGCAGAACUCAGCUCUGGCGAGGCGUGGAAGGUUGUCUCCUUAGAGGCGAAAGAGAUCGUCCGGAGCUUGCUGCGCGCCGACCCACGAGACAGACCAACGGCGGCUGACGCGCUCCAACACCCACGGCUGUCUGCACAUCUUGCAGACGAAGACUUCUGUGGGUAG